CCCAUAAUAAAUCACUCUCUUGCUUUGCUGCUAACUGGGCACCACGAUAAAGAAUUGAGAUCCCUAAUUCAUAUGAUAAUACAAAAACAAUACCAAGUAGGAACAGUUGCCAGCUUUGAUGACAGAUAAUUCGCCCAUAAUCAUAUAACCAUAUGAUGGGGCGUGCGGCCGGCGAAAUUAAUUAAAACUAUGUAAUUAUUCAAUGUUAAUUGGCUGUCUAGCACUUCAAACCCUGACUUAAAAUGUAGUAUUAGCCAUGUAAACAUGAUCAGCAGCUAAAUAAUCAGAACAGAAUCGGAUUUACAGAAAAUUAAAAGUUCCAUCGACAAUUCUCUUUCAACGAUUCAUAACCGAAGAUAUCAUUUUUUUUCAUAAUAAUCCUUUUUCAUCAUAAUAUGGCUUCAGAAGGGAGCAGCUACUACUAUUUCCUCAAUCCAGAGAUCGUGCCAUGGCCCGGCCGGCCGAAAUUUCAAAGCCUCUACUACUUCAUAUGAAAAUUAAUUAAGAAUUAAAUCACACAUUAGAAUGGAAUUUUGUGUUAACCUGGGGUAUUGUAGAUUAGUAGAAUGUUGCUCAUACAUUUUUGAAGAGAUCAAGCAUACGUGAUUGAUGAAUUAUUGACGAUUAUCGUGGUUGUUGAUGCGACUUGAAUCGGACUAUCAGCCGCUACGACUGUUAAUCGGGGUCUUGCUGUCCGAUCAGCGAGUGGGGUCCAGGGGCAACGCCCCCGACCCACGGUGUAUGGGCUUAAUGUUAUUUGGGUUCGGCUUCUGGGCUUGGUCUGGAACCGUUUCCUUUGCCAGAUUGGAUUAGGUUUAAACCCACAUGGAGAAGUACUAUAAAUACUUCUCAUACUCCUCUAUAAUCUGUAAUCUCCUCGAUAUAGUGAAACUGACUCUCUCUCGCCCAUGGACGUAGCUAACACACAUCGUGUUAGUGAACCACGCAAAUCGUGUGUCUGUGUUUUUUCGAUUCUCGCUUUCGUAUUCUUGCUUUAUCAAUUCCGACGAUUUCCCGAUCAGUAACAGCGCGUUUAUAACAGUAGUUUCGACGAGACCACACGACUAGAUUAAUCACAAGAUGAAAUAUACUCUUCGUGAGUUAUGGGUCGGGCUGCUAUACUUUUGGAAUAUACAAUAUUUCGGAUACUCCUAAUGAUCAUCUCCAUUAUAUUUUUGUCUUUGAUGUUGAUAGAAAAAGACAAAAACAGACAUGAGAGACAAAAAGACAUGAACUGAGGAAACAUACCAGGAAGGAUAUAUGUGCUCGUCAACUUCUAUUCCUGUUCUGUAGAAUUUGUUAAUGGCGUUUCCCAUUAGAAAACAACGUUGUUUAGUGCAAAUAGCAACCCUGUGCUAGCUAAUAUAGCACCACCUCACGUCUUUUUUUUUUUUUAAUAAUGGUUUAGAACGAAAAGAAGAGAAAAAACAAAAAAAAACUGUACAAGAGCAAACAAGAGGAAAAACCCAGCAAACCCCAAUUUCUGUCUCUUUCCCGUAUCUUUGUCUUUAAAAUAAUUCACCUUACUCUGUUUAAAAAAAUAUGAAAUCUAAACAUCACAAUCUAUCCUUAUAUUACCUUACAUCCACUUUAUAUUUACAAAAUCUAUUACCAUAUAUUUCAAAAAAUCUAUUUUUAGAUUUUCUAACCCCAACAAAUCAAAUCACAAGGCCGAAUUGAUUGUUAAUAGUAUUCGAGAGUACGAAUAGUAAUGGGUCGAAUUGGGUUGGGUUUCAAAUAUCUUUGUGUCGCUUCUUCUUCGACGAUCUGAUGUCGUUCGCUCCUCCUCAUGGGUGAGGACUAUACCUAGGGUUCUGAAUCACUCUCCUCGUAUUCCUUGCAUCGCCACAAGCUUUUUAGGCCCACAAUUGGUUAGCAAAAUUAGAAUAUUCAACGCAGAAGCUUACAUUAAGUGCGUAGAGGGUGCGAUUGACGUGCUGAUGUUGCAGUGAGGAGAAGGCAACUGAGGUCCCAUUAGUGAAGGAGGAGAAGAGGAAGCCGGUGGUAGGAGAGGAGCAUAAGUUGUGAAAGGCGAAAAGUUUUUUUUUUUUUUUUGGAUUCAGUUUGUUAGGUUCUUUGCGAAAUUGGGAUAGGUUUACCGGUUUAGCGCUUCCACUAAAUGGUCUAUUUCUUCCAUCAAGCGGUGUACCUCUUCUAGCAACCGGUCAACCUGGUGAACCAUUGCUAAUGAGUAAUGACAUCAUCAUAUAUAAUUAGAGGAUUACAAUUUUAAUAGAUAUUUAGAAAAACAAUUAAAAAGAUAUGUUUGCAAGUAUUAGAGUUAAAAUUAGUACAAAGGGUGGAGCAUGGAUGAGAAGUUUAUUGGGUGAUUGCUCUCGUGUAGAUUUGAGAAAUGUUCUAUAUAUAUAUAUACUCAUAUUCAAUGCCCAUAAAUCUCAUAUCAUCCUGAUUUUAUGGGUUUUUAGUCCAGAGUGUUACAAGAGGGUGUUUUUUUUUUUUUCUGGACCAAUAAUCUCUAGAGAAAUUUGGUUGUCCACGAGUGAAAGAAAUAUACCAUUUUCAACAAAUCACAAUGACUUACAAAUUACCAUGGACAAACCAAUCAUUUAAGAUUUAACCCGUAUAGUUGUCCCUUUGCUUGAUCACCGGUACCCAACGCAUCGUACUUCUCUUCCUCUCCCAGCGUUAGUUGAGUGCAAGGAUUGAAAUAUCGUAUCGGAGGUUUUAUCAGAAAAGUUUGCAGUAGGGUAUUUUAUGCUAAAAUCGUGGUUCAACCGCUUAAUACCAUCGAUACAAUACGAUAUUUUCUGGUCGAACCACCGAUACGGUACGAUAUUUCAAUCCUUGAUUGAGUGUCUUUUCCGGAGUUCUGCAGCCAGUCCCAAAGUAAAGUAGUUACAAACAUUUUGAAGCACUUUUUUUAGGGGCACAAUUUGAAGCACUUGAUACUAAUUAAAGAAGACCAUUUCAUUUAUACCAUAUAUUUGCAGCACAACCACAUGGCCAAAUAUUUUAGGAGACUCCCCUCCAACAAAUAGGGACAAAAAAUAAAAACUUUAUAAAAAUGAGCUGUACAUGGCCCCAUUUAAAUUGCUCUCUAGUUUCAUUUUUAUGUGUUUAUUUGUAGGCACGUUAAUUAUUGAAUGUGAACAACUGUUUGAUUAAUUAAUGGGAUAUAUUUGUCAACUGGAAUAUUUCCACCCCCCUUGAGCCUCUUGAAGACAUUCCUUUGAUUUCUUUCUUAGCUUUGGCUUCUAGCUCUUUGCCAUGCAACCUUCAAUGGCAGACAUGUAUAAAUAGGGCCUCUUUUUGCUUCAUCUUUCUUUCAGAAACACAGAGAGAAAGCGAGGACACAAAAAGAAGCAUUUACAAAAACCGAAUUAUAUCUCAGUGAGGCAUGGAGCAAGUCGAAUCCUUAGCUUGUAUGGAUUGGAGCUCUCUAAUGAGUGGAAUGAUGUACACAAAUGGUCAUGAUGAACCUGAUUUCAUGGCACAAUUGCUUUCCAUCGGUCUAGAUUCUGACUUCUUCUCGACAUCAUCGGCACCAUUCGACAUGUCAGCAGCAGCAGCAGCAGCAGCAGCUGGGAAUACUUCAAGUCAGCAUCUUUCAUCAUUAGCAACAUCACAAGGCAGUGGCAGCAGCAGCAGCAGUCAUGGUUUUUACUCCAAAGGAACUUCCAGUCAAGACACAUCCAUGGCUCUCCAUCAGCUGCUUGAUUCUUCUUCUCUGCCUCCUCUUGCUUGCAACGAAGGCAACCACAUUCCAAUGAGUACCACCUCUUACUUGGCACAAUCCGACGAGACCUUUAUACCGAACAAUAAAGAUGAACAGCAGAAGCCUGACAUAUUAGAUGCAGGGCACCCUGAAGAGAAACCUGGCAAGGGGACAAAGAAGAGAUCAAGGGCCACUGGAGGAGAGCCCAAGAAAGCCAAGAAGAGUGUGAGGUCAAAGAAAGUGGGGAAGAAGCAGCAUUCUUCAGCUGGUGCCAAGAAGAUGGAGGAACAGAACAAUAAUGUGAAGAGUGCUGCAGCUACAACGACGAGCAAUUCAGACGAGUCCUUGUUUGAUGGAUCAGCAGCGGAUGAGAAGAUUGAUGAAGGAGGAGAAGCUGUGCCAACAACAUCUACUAGUACUGGUUCCAUUACUGUGAGCUUGAAUGGCAAGACAAGAGCCAGCAGGGGUGCAGCCACUGAUCCACAGAGCCUCUAUGCCAGGAAACGUCGAGAAAGAAUCAACGAGAGGCUGAAGGUUCUGCAGACCCUUGUCCCCAAUGGUACAAAAGUGGAUAUCAGCACCAUGCUUGAAGAAGCUGUCCAGUAUGUGAAGUUCUUGCAGCUUCAAAUCAAGUUGUUGAGCUCUGAUGAUCACUGGAUGUAUUCACCGAUUGCUUACAAUGGGAUGGACAUUGGAGUAUAUAGAUGUUCGUAGUUUCAUUUUCUUGAUUUGUAAUUUCGGACGAGGGAGGAAGUUCCAAUCUAUUCGGCUCUGAUUCAUUUAUUCUUUUUAAUUUGAUUUACACCAUUGCCUUGGAUUGAUUUAUGGAGUGCCUUGUUUCCCAUCCGAAACCCAGAAGCCAAAUUAUAAUCCCGAUGCGAUCACAGUACAACCAGUAGCAGAGUGUAGUGCUCGGGGAAACAAAUGUAGCCCUACAGAGAGAUAAAGAGUGACUUAUUGAAGGUAAGUAAUCCACUACAACAUUUAGCUUCUCAAAAAAUAUGCUCAAGCUUUACCUCCAAAUCUAAACUAAGAAGUAGCAGGCGAUGGUGUAGUAGUAUUACAAUCGACGUAAUAAAAUUUCUAUGUAUGUCUAGGGCCAUGUCCGUGCUCAUUAAGUUUAGGCCUGGUACGGCCCAUAAAUCAUUAGUGCUUGUGUCGGGCUGAACAUAUAUUUCGUGCUCGUGCUCGUGCCGUGUUCUAAUCGUGCCAUGACGUGCGGGCCCGUGGGCGACCCGACCCGGUGCCUACGUACAGUCCCAACAUACACAAACUAUUAUCGAGAGUUGGAUAAUCGUUUUUUCCCAAAUUUUAGAGGCUAAACCCCCAUGACUCCGCCACUGUAGAUGAUCAUACAUACUGUUGAUGUGACUUGAGACUUGAAUCGGACUAUCAGCUGCUACGACUGGAUUAGUCGGGGGUCUCGCUAUAAAUACUUCUCAUACUCCUCUGUAAUCUGUAAUCUUCUCAUACUAUCAGCCAGAUUGGAUUAGGUUUAGACCCACAUGGAGAAGUACUAUAAAUACUUCUCAUACUCCUCUGUAAUCUGUAAUCUUCUCGAUAUAGUGAAACUGACUCUCUCUCGCCCGUGAACUAGCUAACACACAUCGUGUUAGUGAACCACGUAAAUCGUGUGUCUGUGUUUUUCGAUUCUCGCUUUCGUAUUCUUGCUUUAUCGAUUCCGACGAUUUCCCGAUCAGUAGCAGCGCGUUUAUAACACAUACAAUAUCAUUAAUAAGAUACAUCUAUGCAUCGAUCUAUUAUGAUGCCCUAUCACUUCUACUAAUGCAUUCCUAGCUGAGCUUUUGUCAUAUGCGAGAGGAACUACAACUAGUUAAUGUGUGCUUCCGCUUCAUGCCAUUAAGUAAUCAAUAAAAUUAGAAAAUAAGGAUAUCACAUUAAUGGUUUAUGCCUCCAAGAACCAAAGCAAUGGUUUAUAGGAUGAUCUAAAUAACAAGCAUUGAACUCACAUAUGCAUGCAUAAUUGCCUCCAACUAGAAUUCACACACAAGGCAAUAGGCCAAUAACAUAUCAAACAAGAGUAGUUUCCUAACAACUUAUCAUGACUUUAUAAACAAUACGAUAGUAGCACAUAAAUGAUGAUAUGAGCAUAUAAUGGUUAAGGCAUCAAACAACUAAAGCAUUCAAAUGGUUAAGCAUCAAACAAUUAAAGCAUUUGAAUGGUUUAAGCAUCAAAUUUUAUAGGUAUUAAAUGGCGUAAACAUCGAAUGGUAUAAGCAUCCAAGGAUAAAAGAAUCGAAUGAUAAAGGCAUCCAAUGCCCAAGGCCAGGGGCGGAGCCAGGAUUUCGACACUGGGUGGGCCGAAAAUAAUUAAACGUAAGUACAAAUAAAAUAAUUAUUUUUAA
Molecule: messenger RNA, 6042 nt
Organism: Linum trigynum
Lineage: Eukaryota; Viridiplantae; Streptophyta; Magnoliopsida; Malpighiales; Linaceae
Source: the annotation of a GenBank genome assembly